Messenger RNA from Labrus bergylta (ballan wrasse), 2432 nucleotides. RefSeq names its product deoxynucleotidyltransferase, terminal (gene dntt). Gene Ontology annotation, biological process: double-strand break repair via nonhomologous end joining. Gene Ontology annotation, cellular component: nucleus. The record is from RefSeq and is a predicted model, not a curated record. Gene Ontology annotation, molecular function: DNA nucleotidylexotransferase activity; DNA binding; DNA-directed DNA polymerase activity. Lineage: Eukaryota; Metazoa; Chordata; Actinopteri; Labriformes; Labridae.
AUGUUCCACUCUCCCAUUGUGCCUCGAGUCAGGAAAAGGUCGAGAGCGGCAGAAGUGGGCAUCCCCGGGCGUGAGGAGGUGAAGUUUGAGGAUGUCAGACUGUUCCUGGUGGAGAGGAAAAUGGGCCGCAGCAGGAGAAGCUUUCUGACACAGCUGGCCAGGUCGAAGGGCUUUAUCGUGGAAGACGUCCUCAGUGAUGUGGUCACACAUGUGGUGUCAGAGGACAUUCACACUUCAUCCCUGUGGACGUGGCUGAAGGAGUGUGACCUGAAAAAUCUAACCCACAUGCUGGUGCUGGACAUCAGCUGGUUCACUGACAGCAUGAGAGAGGGGAGACCUGUGGCCGUGGAGACCAAACAUCUGAUUCAGGAUACACUGCCAGAAGCUUCCACACCAACUGCUGUGGUCUCUGUUUCCCAAUACGCCUGCCAGAGACGGACAACCACAGAAAACAACAACAAGACUUUCACGGAUGCUUUUGAAGUGCUGGCAGAGCGAUAUGAACUGAACGAGAUCGAGGGUCCGUGUCUGGCCUUCAGGAGAGCUGCUUCUGUCCUAAAGAGUCUGCCCUGGGCGGUGAGGAGCCUCGGAGCCACUCAGGACCUGCCCUGCCUUGGGGAACACACCAAAUCAGUGAUGGAGGAGAUACUUCAAAACGGCCGUUCGUUUGAAGUCGAGCGAAUACUCUCUGAUGAAAGGUUUCAAACACUAAAGCUGUUCACGAGUGUGUUUGGGGUUGGACCUAAGACAGCUGACAAGUGGUACCGCAGAGGGCUGCGCUCAUUCAACGACGUUCUGGCAGACAGCAGCAUCCAGCUCAACCGGAUGCAACAAAGUGGUUUCCUGCAUUAUGAAGACAUCUCCAGGGCUGUCAGUAAAGCAGAGGCCCGAGCCCUGAGGAACAUUAUCGACAAAGCUGUCCAUGCGAUCACACCGGACGCUGUACUGGCGCUGACAGGUGGCUUUCGCAGGGGGAAGGAGUUUGGUCAUGAUGUGGACUUUAUCGUGACCACACCCGAGCCGGGGGAGGAGGAGACUCUGAUACCCAAAGUUAUUAACAGACUGACAAAACAAGGAAUUCUGCUCUACACUGAGUACCAGGCCUCCACCUUUGAUAUGUCGAAGCUUCCCUGCCACAGGUUCGAGGCCAUGGACCACUUUGCCAAGUGCUUCCUGAUCCUGCGGCUGGAGGGCAGCCAAGUGGAGGGGGGUCUGCACAUCGCAGAGGGGGACAGCAGGGGCUGGAGGGCAGUGCGCGUGGACUUGGUGGCGCCACCCAUGGAUCGCUAUGCCUUUGCUCUGCUGGGCUGGACCGGCUCCAGGCAGUUUGAGAGAGACCUGAGGAGGUACGCUCGAAUGGAGCGGCAGAUGCUUUUGGACAACCACGCACUGUACGACAAAACAAAGAAAGAGCUCCUGGCAGCUACGACUGAAAAGGACAUCUUUGCCCAUCUGGGUCUGGAGUACAUCGAGCCUUGGCAGAGAAAUGCGUAGGCCUCUGCUCCUCCCUGGCUGGAUGAUACCCUGUGCGUACAUCAGCGUUUCUCCCAUCUGCUUUCCAUUCUGCAGCUCUCUUGUGAUUCUCUUUCAAACUGCUUUUGAUUCCCGUACAUUUUUGUGUUGCUAUUGCAGUUUUUGUUGUUGAUGUUGUCGAGAUGACAAGCUGGUGUAUGAUUCAUAAUUCUGCUUAUUGUUUGUAAUUGGGUAAACACUCUACCAUUCAUGGCUUGCCUGUCUCUAAGUGUUGUAAUCACCAGAAGGACACAAAGACGAAUCAGCCAGUGGAUAAUACGCCUGAGAUGCUUGUGAGGUGCAGGAGAGAGCAUGUUUCAAAGAAACACAGAGGGAGGCGAGCUAACAUAGAAGGGGGUGACCACAGACAGAAAGGGAGGGCGAGGGAGAAGACAGGAAAUGAUGAAAGAAGCAAAGGGGAAUGAGCUUUUGUCGAGCAAAAUGUUGUAAUCACCCUCCUCCUGGCAGGAAAGUGCUCGACGUGAAGCUGAGUGAGCCAGGACUCCAGGGUAUUGAGAGGCGGGUAAUGAGCUUCAGACAGAAGCGUCACUAUUUAGCCUCUAUUAAAGCCUACGUCCACUGGAGAUCAUUUAGCUGCCAUAGUCCCCGCUCAUGUCCCACAAUGAUUCCCUUCCGGAGAUGCUGGGCUGAAAUUAGAGGCAGUCAGCUGCAGCGGGAAAUCAUGAAGAAUUCAGGCGGAAGGUAAAUGAGUCCACUAACAACCACAUGGGAGGAUAUUGGCGUUCAAAACAACUGCAGUGCAUAAAACAUCCAUUAUUUUAUUGGUGUGACAUUGGCUUGUGUUAUAUGUGCUAUGUUUGCUUGUUAAGAUGUGUCCUUUUACUCUUUGGUGCACGGUGGCUCUGUAGCAUAAUGAUCAACCGAUAAAUAAACUUCAUUGAUCCCUGUGGGGAAUUCAA